Molecule: messenger RNA, 456 nt
Organism: Penicillium angulare
Lineage: Eukaryota; Fungi; Ascomycota; Eurotiomycetes; Eurotiales; Aspergillaceae
Gene: ubc2
Product: E2 ubiquitin-conjugating protein RAD6
Exons: 4
Coding region: 1-456 (151 amino acids)
Biological process (GO): protein polyubiquitination; proteasome-mediated ubiquitin-dependent protein catabolic process; DNA repair
Cellular component (GO): HULC complex
Molecular function (GO): ubiquitin conjugating enzyme activity
Source: RefSeq, a predicted model, not a curated record
AUGUCCACAUCCGCCCGUCGUCGUCUUAUGCGUGACUUCAAGCGCAUGCAAACCGAUCCUCCCGCCGGUGUUUCCGCUUCACCUGUUGCUGAUAAUGUCAUGACAUGGAAUGCCGUCAUAAUUGGCCCCGCAGACACGCCAUUUGAAGAUGGUACCUUUCGCUUGGUGAUGAAUUUUGAGGAGCAAUACCCGAACAAGCCGCCUGGAGUGAAAUUCAUUAGUCAAAUGUUCCAUCCUAAUGUUUACGGCACUGGAGAACUCUGCUUGGAUAUUCUCCAAAACCGCUGGAGCCCGACUUACGAUGUGGCGGCUAUCCUGACAAGCAUUCAAAGUUUACUCAAUGACCCUAACACCUCCUCCCCCGCCAACGUUGAGGCUUCCAACCUUUACAAGGACAAUCGCAAAGAAUAUAUUAAACGUGUCCGAGAGACUGUGGAAAAGAGCUGGGAGGACUAA